Molecule: messenger RNA, 708 nt
Organism: Dibothriocephalus latus
Lineage: Eukaryota; Metazoa; Platyhelminthes; Cestoda; Diphyllobothriidea; Diphyllobothriidae
Source: the annotation of a GenBank genome assembly
AGCACUGCCCGAGAGGACAGCGAGGCUCGCAAGGAGAGAGAAAAGCGUGAGCGACAAGAGGCCUCCAUUCGAAAACGUGAAAAAGAAGUGAAAGAGGCCCUUUCCAACACAAUGAUGGAAAGGGAUAAGGAACGCGAGUCUCACUUGCGUUCCGACGCAGAGUCCACUUACCACUCGCUUCUUGUCGACUUAAUCAAAGACGAUAGCCUCUCGUGGAAGGAAGGCAAAAAAAUCCUCAGAAAGGAUAAUCGUUGGGAGUCUGUCGGUGAGAUUCUGCCCCGCUCAGAGCGCGAGAAACUUUUCUUGGCCCACAUCGAUAACCUCGUUAAAAAGACCAAGGACAUCCUGUACAAGUUCUUCAAUGAUUGUGAGUCGGUAACUUUCUCGAGCAAGUGGAAGGAAGUCAAGCGAAAAUUGCAAGAGGACUCCCGCUUGGAAAAAUUGCUUUCCAACGAACGCAAAUGUGAGAAUGAGUUUAACUGCUGGGCCGACGAAAUGGAGUCAAAGGCCAAGGACAACUUUAUGGACCUUUUGAAAGAAAAAUCCUUCCUUCUGCAAAAGGCUAAACGACAGUCGUCGCAGGAGGAUACAUUUUUGGACGAUGUUCUCAACACAUUGAAAGAAGACAAACGGUACAGUGCGCUAGACUCCAUACAUCCUCAACGGCUCCUGCUCCUGGAAGAGUAUUUAGACAGGCUUUCCGACUAA